This is a messenger RNA of Dimorphilus gyrociliatus, 507 nucleotides long. The record is from the annotation of a GenBank genome assembly. NCBI's taxonomy places the organism in Eukaryota, Metazoa, Annelida, Polychaeta, Dinophilidae.
CGAAAUCUAGAUUUGAUGACAUUAAACAUUUAAACAUUAGAGUACAGAUUUUCCAUCAACAAUAAAUGACAAAUAUGUACCACUCAAACGAGUCAAACAAUAUCUUAUUUGACUUAAGACAUCAAGUAGAGCAAGAGGCUCUAAACCUAAGAAAAGAGAUGGAAGGUAUAAAAGUUGGGUACGAACAAUUAGAUCUCAAGAAUAGGACUGCUAAAGAAGAAUUAAAUGAACUAGGAGGAAAGCUUUGUCUUCUUCAAGGAAGAGCUAGAGUAAAAAAAAAUCAAAUUAAUCAGAAAAGAAACGAUAUUAGAGUAAUGAGGUGGAAAAGUUUCGAAAUACAACAAGAAAAUGAUGCUUUAAAAUCUCAACUACUAACUAUAGAAAAACAAGGUGUUAAUGUUGCAGAUAUCAGAAGAAGAUAUAAUCUUCAAAACGAUUAAAAUUAAAUAUUUAAAUAAAAAUGUGAAAAAUCAAAUCAUGUUUACUGCUAAAAAAAUGGAAUCUUUG